Molecule: messenger RNA, 1762 nt
Organism: Prosopis cineraria
Lineage: Eukaryota; Viridiplantae; Streptophyta; Magnoliopsida; Fabales; Fabaceae
Product: sugar transport protein 7-like
Exons: 4
Coding region: 115-1683 (522 amino acids)
Biological process (GO): monosaccharide transmembrane transport
Cellular component (GO): membrane
Molecular function (GO): monosaccharide transmembrane transporter activity
Source: RefSeq, a predicted model, not a curated record
ACAUUAAAUAAGACAACUUAAGAUGCUUGUCUCCUUCUCCUUUUCCAAACAGAAAAGCUUUCCCCUUGAGAGUUGGUCUGUCUCUGAGAACUGAGAAGAAGAGAAUUUGUGCAUAUGGCCGGAGGGUCUUUUGCCAGAGUUGGUGGUAUGGCCAAUGAGAGAGCAAAUCAAUACAAAGGCAGAGUCACAGCUUAUGUGGUCAUUUCUUGUAUUGUUGCCGCCACUGGUGGCUCUCUCUUCGGCUACGAUAUUGGAAUCUCAGGUGGGGUUACUUCCAUGGAUGAUUUUCUUGAGGACUUCUUUCCCGCUGUGUACAGACACAAAAGUCAUGCACAAGAGAGCAAUUACUGCAAGUACAACAAUCAAGGCCUUGCAGCAUUCACCUCUUCUCUCUACCUUGCUGGUUUAGUUGCAUCUCUCAUGGCUUCUCCGGUCACCAGAAAGUACGGACGGAGAGCAAGUAUAAUCGUCGGUGGUAUCAGCUUCCUCAUUGGAUCAGCUCUCAAUGCCUCAGCUGUCAAUCUCGCAAUGCUCCUCUUGGGUCGAAUCAUGCUCGGUGUUGGCAUUGGAUUUGGGAAUCAGGCCAUUCCUCUGUAUUUGUCGGAGAUGGCGCCGACCCACCUGCGAGGAGGCCUGAACAUGAUGUUUCAGGUGGCUACAACUUUUGGGAUUUUUACAGCAAACAUGGUAAAUUAUGGGACGCAGAAGAUAACGCCAUGGGGAUGGAGGCUUUCUCUAGGGUUAGCUGCAGUGCCGGCUCUUUUGAUGACAGUAGGAGGGAUAUUCCUUCCUGAUACACCAAACAGCUUAAUAGAACGAGGAUCGACGGAAAAGGGAAGGAAGCUUCUGGAAAAAAUCAGGGGGACUAAAGAUGUUGAAGCAGAGUUUCAAGACAUGAUCGAAGCGAGCGAGUUUGCAGGGUCAGUGAAGCACCCUUAUCGAAACAUACUGCAAAGGAAGUACAGGCCAGAGCUGGUGAUGGCGAUCUUCAUGCCGGCGUUUCAGAUUCUGACGGGUAUUAAUACGAUUCUGUUCUAUGCCCCGGUGUUGUUUCAGAGUAUGGGGUUCGGUGGAGAUGCGUCUCUGUACUCGUCGGCGACCACCGGAGGAGUUCUUGCUCUCUCUACGUUCAUUUCCAUUGCAACGGUUGAUAGAUUGGGAAGGAGACCUUUGCUUGUCAGCGGUGGGGUCCAAAUGAUUACGUGUCAGAUAAUUGUGGCCACAAUCCUGGGGAUCAAGUUUGGAGAUUACCAACAUCUGUCCAAAAGCCAUUCAAUAUUGGUUGUAGCAGUGAUCUGUCUAUUUGUGUUAGCUUUUGGAUGGUCAUGGGGCCCACUUGGCUGGACAGUCCCAAGUGAGAUAUUUCCAUUAGAGAUCCGAUCAGCAGGCCAGAGCAUCACAGUUGCUGUCAACCUUCUCUUCACAUUCAUAGUUGCUCAAGCCUUCCUUUCCCUCCUCUGUGCUUUCAAGUUUGGAAUCUUCCUCUUCUUUGCUGGGUGGAUUACAGUAAUGACCAUGUUUGUUUUCCUCUUCUUACCUGAAACCAAGGGAAUCCCCAUUGAAGAGAUGACACUCAUGUGGAGAAGACACUGGUUCUGGAAAAAGAUUCUGCCCAGAGACCCAGAAGUUUAUUCCCAGGAUGGUAACAUAAAAACUUCCAUGGAGUCCUCUGAUGCAGCUUGAGUAUGCUACAAAGGAAAGGUUUAGUCACUGAGAUUUGUAACAUUCUAUAGAUUUCAAAUACAAGUUCUCUCUAUUUUCA